UCGCGCAAAGACGGAAUGUCUAAGGUGUACCACAGGAUAAAGAAGAGAAUCACAUACAAAAAGGAUAGAAUGGUGGAGAUGAUCGAUCUGAGAGCCUUGGACGAUGUGCACAGCGCGGCCCGAGAGGAAGCAGAAGAGGAACACGACCAGUCAAUAUCAGAAAAGUCUGACAGGGAAGAGAACGAGGCAACAAGUGACGACGGAGGUGACACUCAAACUUCCGACGGACAUUCUCGCGACACUCACGACGCUGAUGACCAGGACGACAGGAGCAGCGACGGCACAACGCCGGACGAGGGCGGUGACGGGGCAGGCAAAGACGACAGAAGCGCGGACGGAAGAGGGAGUUCCCCAUUUCCGGGAAGAACGCGACGCACGAGGGAACCCGAAAGUGGCGGCGAGGGAGGCGCAACCGACGCGCCCUCCAUUGACAGACAACUAGUGAGGCACGACAACGCAGUUAAAAAAGGUAAACAAAAUGUGCUGAAAUUG
Molecule: messenger RNA, 492 nt
Organism: Chara braunii
Lineage: Eukaryota; Viridiplantae; Streptophyta; Charophyceae; Charales; Characeae
Source: the annotation of a GenBank genome assembly